CGCUCGAGCAGCGGAUGCUUGGAUUCGGCCACCUCCGCCGAGGUCCGAAACAUCAGAAGUUGAAAAGGGGUUAGAAGUCACCGCCCGCCCGCGCUCCUCAGCAUGGGCAGCUACCUGGGCAAAGCAGGGUCCUCGCCGCGGUCCUCAGCACAGGGGCGCGCAGACCCACGGGAGAAGCCUGCGACCCGCCAACCCGCUAGGCCCCUCUACCAGGUCCACCGUGUGCAGCAUGUCCACCGCGCCCAGCCUGUCCGGAGACACAGGCCGGCCCGGAGGCCACCAAACUGGGAUCCCGCCAACCCUGCCGCUUUCGUCAGUGAGGCCUGGAGGCGCUUUCCCAUGAAGAGUCCACAGAACCCCAUUAUGGGCUCUCUUCCUUCAGACUGGUGGGAAAGUUACCUGAAGCGUAAUAUUUGGUCCCUUCGUCACCCUCGGGCCACAUGGAGUCCGGUGACAGUCAAGAUCUCGCCUCCUGAGCGGAGACCACGGCCCUUGUUCCCAGCCUCAAGAGUGGUGAACUCCGCGGGACCUUCAGAGGAGCCACCAGGCCCUUGUGGAAAGGAACAGGUGCUGAGGGCCCUCCUCGAGUGCAGGAAGGGUGGAGCCAGGUGGGAAGAGCCUCUGUUCCCCGAUAGCUCUGACACUCAAAGGAAGUCAGCCACCUUAUGGUCUGCCUUUAAGCCCCUGUUGAAAAGUGGGGCCACUGUUUCGUUUGUGGCCAGGCCUGGGUCUCUGAAAAGGAGCCUCCAUGCCCAGAGCUCAGAUCCUAAAUGUAAGAGGUCCAGUUACUCUUCUGUGGCCCUCUUGGCCAGCAUACAUACCAGAGGCCCCCUGAGCACGAAAAGAAAUGCUAUUACCAGCUCCUAUAGUUCUUCUAGAGAUCUCUCAGAAUCUUGGAAAAGACAUUUUUCCAGGUCAUCAGUCCAGACUCCAGAAUGGCCAUUGAAAAAGACAGGAAAAAGUCCUAAUUCUCACCUCUUAGUCACGCCCAGCAGCUCUGGACAGAUAAAUGGAAAGAUUCCUCUACUGCAAUCUGGUCCUAGGCACCUUUUGACUAUGCCUUGCCAGCAAGGUCCUGUUGUCACUGAAGAGGACCCAACAUCAGAGGGGCAAGCUGUGCCAAGCAACCAAACCACAGAAGCUACAACUGGGACAGCCACAGACUCCAUUCCAGAGAUCAGGGCUGGUUUUCAGCCUCCCUUGUCUCUCAAUCGGCCUUCUGAGACAGUUCUUAAUACCCGCGUGAACCCUCGGCUGGAAAGCUUAAAGAAUAUGCCUGCCCCACAUGGGUGCUCACUGUUAGAGCACAUUCCAAGCAUCUCUUCAGACUCAAAACCCUCAAUUGCUUCCAUCCAGGCAUCACCAAGCUCUCCCACAACACCAGUCACUGAUUCCACCUGGCUUUCUUCAAUCCCUCAGGCUCACAGGUCUGCUGUGUCCCCACACUCAUCUGUCAUUAUCCCCACAGCACCCACCACACAAAGCACUUUGGUUGGGGUGGUGAGUAGCCCAGUUCUCCAUCUUCCUGCAUCUGUACUUCCUGUGGAGACUUCUGCUCACUCGGCAUUAAGACCGAUAUGGGGGUCUGUGCACAAUACUGAGGGAAAAGCAUCUGUUUGGAAGAUGGGAGCUGGACCUCAGAGGCCAAGAAAGAUGUCUUGAGUGGUGACAAGUCUCUUCUGUGACUCUCUGCAGCAACUCGGAGAAGAAUACAAGACUUUCAUCUAUUCAACUUCCUUUCAUGUGUUAUCUUGAGUAGGUGGACAAGUCUGAUACUACCUGAAUCUAGGAGUGGAGCAGAGUCUACUCCCUGGAAUCCCUGGAAAUAAAUAAAAGGGACCAGGCUAUUUCUGGGACAUUAAUGGGGAAGGGAAGGUAGUUAAGACUUUUAGUGGAAAAAUCAGCAUAUUCAGGGUGAAUGAUAAUCCAUUUACAAAUACACAAAUAUGAAGAAACAAACAGGAAUCAAACUAUUCUCUUUCUGUGAGUGUGUGUAUGUAUGUGUUCCUAAGCAUUGAAUUAAAAUCUUAUGAAUGA
This is a messenger RNA of Rattus rattus (black rat), 2037 nucleotides long. It is a transcript of the gene Pom121l2, whose product is annotated as POM121 transmembrane nucleoporin like 2. Lineage: Eukaryota; Metazoa; Chordata; Mammalia; Rodentia; Muridae. The coding region runs from base 103 to 1662 and encodes 519 amino acids. The transcript is spliced from 2 exons. Gene Ontology annotation, biological process: protein import into nucleus; RNA export from nucleus. Gene Ontology annotation, cellular component: nuclear pore. Gene Ontology annotation, molecular function: structural constituent of nuclear pore. The record is from RefSeq and is a predicted model, not a curated record.